GCACCCAUAUGCAAAGCAGAACGGCUCAAUGGGUUUCGACUGUGUGGAGAUGCAAUAGAAGUCUUGUCUCUCUCUGUUUGAUUAAGAUGACAGACAGGGAGGUGGACUUUAGCCCUUCCGAAUAGGCAGACAGGAGACACAGGGAUUGGAUGUUGGUGUGUUAAGAAACAUGGAUUUUUUCAGAUUGGGGCUUUUUCUUCUGAUGAUGAGGGGAGUGGCCGCUCAGGUGCAACUAGAGCCUAAAAAUGCAACUGUCCUCAGUGGUUCACAGGCCCGUUUUAACUGUAGCACAACUCUGCUCCCAUCUAUCAUGACCUGGAUGGUCAACGGACGCUUAGUUCUCGCCAUACAGGGAACGGGGGUGACUAACAGUUUGGAACGUUUUUCUGCCAGAAAUUUUACCACACCUGGAAAUUUUAAGUGGGAGUUUAUAAUAAGCACUGUACAGAGAGAUGACGCUGGUGAAGUCACCUGCCAGAUUUUUGGUGGAGACCCUCAGAUGGCAAAACUGUCUGUACAAGAACGUGGCAGUGUGGGGAUUAUAGGUGGAAAUCGUACUGAAGUGCAAGGAGUUCAAAUGGAGUUCCAGUGCCAGGCCGUGGGCUGGUUUCCAGCGCCCACCAUGUCCUGGUCCAUAAAUGGGCUGUCAAUGGGAAACUGCAAUAGCAGCUCUAUAGCUCAGGGAAAUCUGUUUAACUCCAACUGCUCGUUGACGUACACAGCAGUCAUAAAUUCUUCUAUCCAGUGUUUUGCCACAGUUCCUGCCCUGAGUACACCAGAAAGCAGCACUGUCUUUCUUACAGUCGGUCCCAUAAUGAAAGCCACCGUAAGAGAACAGACGAUAUUGAUUGCAGUCACCGUGGCCGUCAGUGCUGCUGCUCUCCUGUAUCUUCUCAUCAUUGGAAUUAUUUUAUGUUGCAAGAAGAGUAAGAGCAAAAAAUCAAAUUACCAAGAGGAGGUCAGGAGGGCACAAUCACAGAACAGGAUGCGAGAAAAUGCGAGAGGUAGGGUCAACCGGGGAUACAUUACAGAUGGACGUGGUGGUGAGAAUCAAGUAUAAACAAACAAACACACCUUCGGGGGACGCCGCUCUGCACAUUUUAAGGCAAAUCAAGAAGCCCCUAUUUCUCUUUCUCUCACUGUCAUGUCUUUUGAAAUUAAGGAUUAAGCCAAGCAUGAAUUUUCUCUCAUAUGUACAGAACUUUGUGCUGUAAACUGUCAUGCCAAAGACAAGUAGAAAACUUUGCUACUCUUUACAGUACAAGACACCUAUGGUGGAGUCUGACACACAACCUAUUCAAACAAACAUCAGAUGCCCAGUGCAAAAAAACGGUUUUUAUGAAGAUGAUCUAACCAGUCACAUGCGUUUAGAGUCUAAAACCGACUGGGGAACAUUUUUGUUGGAAUUCUACUGGAGUCAGAAGAAGCACAUAUUAUUUUAUUGUACAUAAAAUUAUAAUUGUAAGUGUAAUUACAGAAAAGAGCCGAUGGACUGUAAAACAUGUGCAGUGGCUGGAAAUACUAGCACACACUGUGAUCUUAAUCUGCACAACAUUUAUUAUUGGGGAUAUAUUAAAUAUAUAGAUAUAUUAAAUAUAAAUAUAUUAAAUAAUACAAAAAGUAUUUGGACAUUUAAGCCUUACUGAAAAAUGUAUGAUUUUAUUUGGAUUAUAUAACAAACUAUCAAACCACUUUUUAAUAUACAAACACACUUAACAUUCCACAAAAUACAUUUGUUAAGUUUCAAAUGAUAAAACAUUUUAUAUAUAAUAUUCAAAAUGGAGAUAAAACAUAUUGACAUACUUUCUGGUUGUGAAACUUGGAAUAUAUCCAUAGUUUAAGUUACUAAAUGAACUACGCCUGUAGUAACCUAUAGGCAUAAGCGUGAAAUUUCAGGUAACAGACUUCAUGCAUUCACUAACAAUGACCAUGGCAUCAGUUGGCUAAAAGUAGGUGCUUCGAUACCAUUUUUGGAGAAUGAGUACCAACACUGAUAGUUCCUUUUGAUACUCUUAGUAUAAAUCAUAUGCUUCUCUCUCUCUCUCUCUUUUUUUUUCUUUUUUUUUUUUUGAAUUCCAUAUUAAAAAGUUUAUUUCAAUUUUAUCAUCAAAAUGGGGUCUAAAUAAAUAAAUUAAUUAAAACUGUAAUCAAAUGAAAAUAGAACAUAAUUUCAAAAUAAUGUUCUAAUAUUUUUAUAAAAUGAAGAGCUUUCAUACAGAACACAGCACAUUUCAAAAUGUAACAUUGGAAUUAAUUUUGUCAAAUAAAGUGCUUCACAACAGAGCAUCACAGAUGUGAGAUAUUGCUUAAAUAUAAAAUAAUUAUAUUGUUUUUUUUUAUUAUUAUUAUCAUUAUUAGUAGUUUUACAGUGAGUGAAUAUUACAUAACUAUAAUAUUGAUAAAUGUAUGUACAACUUUUUCCAUUUAAAUUGAGCUUUUAUUUUGGUGAAAGCUUAUAUUUUGGAGUGAAGCCCUUUCUGUUUCUUUGGUUUUUUUGAUUGUAGCUUCUCACCUCCUGACAAGCAGGUCACUACCUGACCCAGUGUGAUUAUUAAACUGCAAAAGACUGCUAUACGUAUGUAGUCUGUAUGUGCUGCACACUAAAAUUUGAAUUAGUGCUCUGCUCGCUGUCUUCUGCUACAAACAGAGCUUGCGAUGCUCAUGGUGGUAUUUUAGAGCACUUUGUAUGAGCAGCCGGCUUCACAUUCAACCAUUCUUAAAACAAGAUCUAUUCAAUUUAAAGCAUGCAGCACAUGCAAACUACAGUAUAUAUUUAUCUCAUUAAAUUGCAGCCUUUGUGGUUUGAUAAUCAAACUAGGAAAUAACGUGAUUUUAAUUUGUGCAUAUUUAUGCAAUAUCUUUCAUACAUCAGAUGGUAUUGGUUUAUGGUAUUGGAGCAUUUUUACAAGCAUCAGUACAAGCACAUGAGCGCAGCAUAUGUAAAAAUUUCUCCGAAGAGUGAAGUUCUGAAUAAAAUUCUAACAUCAUUUGUUUGCAAGAGCCACUUGAUUUAAUAUUUUUUUCCAAAGCAAUGAAAUUCAUACAUUUUGAGAGAGCCUUAAGUGUUUCCAAAUGCUUUUUUGGGGCCAAUAUAUAUGAUGUUUUAGAUUAGUUUGUUCUUCCUGUGAUCCAGUUUUUCCAGAAAGCUUUGGAAUUGUGUGUUACAUACUUCCUAUUUUUGUUGCCAAUGUAUGUUUGAACUUAUGAACUCACAUUUUGUAGUCUUUGGGCUUUAACAUGCCAGAUCAGCUUGGACAUACUGAUGGUGGUGGAGGGCCUGAAGAUCUGCUGGAAGUCAUCCAUGUCCUCAUUUUACCAAACAAACCCUCUGGUGUCGCGUCAUGGUCAAAUCACACCACAUCCUUAUUUACCAAUAUCACCGUACAUCCUUAUAUAGGCAUACUGCUUUCAUCAGGUGCUUGCAUUGAGACAGCAGGUUUGACUGUAACAACUUCCUGUUUUAUAGAUGCUCACAAUUAAAACGGAUUCUUCAUGAGAAAUGUUUAAAGAGGAUCAUCGUAUGUGACACAUCAUGCUUCACGGAGCAUAACGCACUUAAACAGUUCAUCUAAACCACUGAUUCCCCACAGGAUGAAAGUUGUUUAGACUGCAUAAUUACAUUAUUUAUAAAGUAAAGUGCCAUGAAACUAGAGGGGAUCCAUGUGCUGCUAAUUAAUCAGUCAAGCAAUUAAUCACUUGGUCAAUCAAUACUAUCUAUUUUAAAUUAAUCUUACCAAGUCCUUUCUUGAAGAAUAUAGUCUUUACUCAUCAGCACUUUUCCCUCACAUUUAUACGGCACUAAAAUCCAUAAAAUCUUACAGUUCUGGUCCUUCUCUCCCAGUUAAAUGUUCUUUAAUUAACCAAUUAUAACCAAGGUGUUCUAAGACAGGUUGGUUUGAGUUCAGCUAGCUCUAAGUCUUAUUAUAUGCAUUUUGAAAAAACUAUUAAUUAUGUUUUACAUAUUUAUGUGUGACUAUAUUCUUUACAGUAGAUUCAAAUGAA
Molecule: messenger RNA, 4002 nt
Organism: Xyrauchen texanus (razorback sucker)
Lineage: Eukaryota; Metazoa; Chordata; Actinopteri; Cypriniformes; Catostomidae
Gene: igsf5a
Product: immunoglobulin superfamily, member 5a
Exons: 8
Coding region: 170-1060 (296 amino acids)
Biological process (GO): cell-cell adhesion
Source: RefSeq, a predicted model, not a curated record